CCGCGCCGCUCCGCCGCCGCGCCGCCCGCCGCCGCGCGAGGCCUUCCUGCCCGCCAUGUCCUCCGCCCGCCGCUCGCACGACCUCGGCAGCGACUCGUCGUCGCACCUCGGCACCGGCGCCACGACGCCCAGCAUCGGCGCUGCUGCAUCCGCGGGCGAGCUCGCCGCCGCGCUCAACGACUCGUUCCGCGGCAGCAUCGCCGAGGCCGAGGCCUACCUCGCCUUCUACGAGGCGCGCGCGCGCCUCGAGGACGAGUACGUGCGCGGCCUGCGCGCCCUCGUCGAGCGCCAGCGCGAGACGGACGUGCGCAUCGAGAGCCGCAUCACGGCCGGCUCGGGCUCGCAGCCCGGCUCGUCGGAGCUGCCGGCGGCGCGGCGCGUCUGGCGGGAGCUGCGCGAGAACGACCUGCGCGAGAUCGACAUGCGCCUGCACCACGUCGAGGCGCUGCGCCAGACGGUCAUCGGCCCGCUCACGUCGUACCGCGAUGCGCAGGAGCGCAUCCGCAAGCGCGUCAAGGAGGACCUCAAGACGAGCUGCGGCAGAUACGAGGAGAUGCGCAACGUGACGCUGCCGCGCACGCGCAGGGCGUACGAGCGCAAGUGUGAAGAGGUGGAGCAGCUGCGUCUGCAGGCGCAGGCCGUCGAGGACCAGCGCACGCUGCUGGCCGCGCCUCUGCGCACGCCCGGCUCGGACCGCUCCAACGAGGAUCUGCACGAGUUCAACUACGGCUCGUCGCCGCCAAGCGACUCGAGCGGGGGCCUGCUGCGCUCGCCGCCGCGGCGUACCCGCUCCAUACGCGACCGCAGCCACCGGCGCAAGUCGAGCACCGGCAGCGGCGGCGGCGCAUUGUCGGAUCGCGAGGGCGACGGGAGCGCCGGCGAGGGGCUCACGACGAGCGACAAGUCCAAGCCCAACUUCCUCGACGUGCUGCGCAGCAAGGAUGGCUGGGACCAGGCGCGCAAAGAAGCGCCAAAGAAGAUCAAUGCCUUCAUUGCGCGUGUGCGCGAGGGCGCCGCCGAGCGCGGCGUGGGCGUGCCGAGCAGCAGCGGUGACAGCUACGCGGCGAGCGCACUGGGUGGCGACGGCGGCCUGGGCGGCGGCUCGGGCUCGAUGAAGAACGCACAGCACAUGGCGCUGAAGAGCGUGCGCAUCAAGCGCGAGGCGGACGAUGCGGACAAGGCGUAUCGCAAGGUCAUCUUCGACCUCGAGACGCUGCGGUUGCGGCGCGAGAAGACACUGCAGGCCGCACGCGUCUCGGUGCUGGAGUGCCGGCGCGAGCUGGGCCAGACGACGCGGGCGGUGUGGCUGCAGAACGAGCGCUCGCGCGUGGUGCUGGCGUCCUCGAGCCUCAGCCUGCACGACCAUGCCGAGAGCGUCGUGGAGCACACAACGGACUCGCUCGAGGGCGAGAUCGCGAAGCUGGAGGCGCGUUUGCCGCGUCUGGACACGCUGGACGAGGGGCCGGUGCCGUACAUCAACUACUUCUACGGCGAAUGCAAGGACCUCAUCUUCGGCACGUCGCUCAUCGACUAUGCCUUCUCGCGCGCGCAGCACUCUGCGCCCGUGCUCGGCCCCGCGCGCAUCGAGCCGCCGCUGAUCGUGACGAAGUGCAUCGAGUUCAUCGAGGCGCGCGCGCUGGAGCAGGCCGGCAUCUACCGCACCUCGGCCAAGCACACGACGGUCACGGGCCUGGCGCACGCCGUGGAGAAGGACGAGGAGCGCUUUGGCUUUGCUGACGACACGGAGCCGUCGGCUGUGGCGGGCCUGCUGAAGCAGUACCUGCGCCAGCUGCCUGAGCCUGUGCUGCCGAUUCCGUGGGAGGAGCGCGUGCGGCACACGCAUGAGCGCGAGGAGCACAUGCGCAACGGCUUUGCCGCGCUCAAGGGCCGCAUCCGCAGACUACCGCCGAUCAACCAGGCCGUGCUCAAGGCCGUGACGCUGCACCUGGCCAAGGUCGCCUCGUACUCGGACAAGAACAAGAUGACCGCAUCGAACCUCUCUGUUGUCUUCGGGCCAGUGAUCCUCUCCGAGGCAGACCACGAGACGACCUCGAUUGCCGCUGCGAUGGAGGAGGACCGCACGAUGGAGGACCUGAUCCUGUACGCCGGCGACAUCUUCGACCUCAAGACGGCCGGCGCGCCUAUCCUGCCGCCGCUGACGCGCUCCGGCGGUUCCAACUUCGACCUGCCGAGCCCGAGCCUGGGCAUCACAGCCGCGGCCACGCCGGCAUUGAGCGCGCAGCCGUCGGGCCCACACUCGCCAGUAGCGUCCAGCGCCGACGCGCCGCUGGUCGUCGCCAGCACUGCAGGUCUGCGCCGCAGCAACGCCAUCGUCAGCCCUGGGCCGUCCUCCGUGCCGUUCUUCGAGGGUGCCUCGCAGGCGCCUCCGGCGCCUCUCGAUGCUGCGCCAUCGCCGCAAAGCAAUGGCACGGCGCGGCAUGCCGCACGUCCCAGCCUGGCGGGCCUCGACACUGGCUCGGAGUGGUCGGUGCGCUCCGAGACGCCGCUCGACGCUACGCUGGGCGCUGCGCCGGCGCCACCGCCACGCACAGCCGACGGGCGGCCCUUCCUGGGCGAGCGGCGCGACACGGGCCUCUCGAACGGCGCGCCGCCGCCGGAGCAGCCGGCGAUGCGCUUCGCUGCCGGCAGCAGCAGCACGCCCGACGCCGCGCGCCAGAUGUACGUCUCCUCCGAGCCCACCAGUGCCGUCACGUCGAGCCGCGACGGCUCGCUCGGGCAUGGCCAUGAACUGCCCUACGGCCACGCAGCGCCGGCGCUGUCGUACCAGCAGGCGACGCCGUGACGACCCUCUCCCACUGUAGACCCCUCUCCAGCUUGCUGCACAUACCUCGCUUCACCCCACACACCC
This is a messenger RNA of Tilletiopsis washingtonensis, 2869 nucleotides long. Its product is annotated as RhoGAP-domain-containing protein. Gene Ontology annotation, cellular component: cytoplasm. The record is from RefSeq and is a predicted model, not a curated record. Lineage: Eukaryota; Fungi; Basidiomycota; Exobasidiomycetes; Entylomatales. The transcript has 10 exons. The coding region runs from base 56 to 2803 and encodes 915 amino acids. Gene Ontology annotation, biological process: regulation of GTPase activity; signal transduction.